CACUGCGCCCCGGGCUCCCUGCGGAUGAAUCUAAUCAGGAGGCCGCCACCUGGAGAGGUCCGGCCACUCAGCCUCUCCGCUCAGUGCGCUCAGUGCGGCGCAUUUCCCGUGUAGAGUCUGCUCUGCCAGGGGCGCCCCGCAGGGCGGAGACACUCCAGCCUUCCAGGAGGGGAUAGGACGACUGCGAGCCCCCAGAGGUAGCAUCAGACAGAACCCACACGCAGCCGGCUCAGCAUGGAGAGCGGCGCUCGUGUGGCUUCCACCCCCGGAGCACUGCCUUGCUACGUGGCCCUCUCCCAGCUGCUGGGCCUGACCGUGGUGGCCAUGACUGGUGCGUGGCUGGGUCUGUACCGAGGCGGCAUCGCCUGGGAGGGCGCCCUGCAGUUUAACGUGCACCCCCUCUGCAUGGUCAUCGGCCUGAUCUUCCUGCAGGGAGACGCCCUGCUGGUGUACCGAGUCUUCAGGAACGAGGCCAAGCGCACCACCAAGGUCCUGCACGGGCUGCUGCACGUCUUUGCCUUGAUCAUCGCCCUGGUUGGCCUAGUGGCGGUGUUCGGCUACCACAAGAGGAAGGGCUACGCCGACCUGUACAGCCUGCACAGCUGGUGCGGGAUCCUCGUCUUUGUCCUCUACUUCCUGCAGUGGCUGGUGGGCUUCAGCUUCUUCCUGGUCCCCGGAGCGUCCUUCCCUCUGCGCAGUCGCUACCGCCCGCAGCACAUCUUCUUCGGCGCCACCAUCUUCCUCCUCUCUGUGGGCACAGCCCUGCUGGGCCUGAAGGAGGCGCUGCUGUUUCAUCUCGGAGCCAAGUACAGCGCGUUCAAGCCCGAGGGCGUGCUGGCCAACGUGCUGGGCCUGCUGCUGGCCGGCUUCGGCGCCGUGGUGCUCUACAUCCUGACCCGGGCCGACUGGCAGCGCCCCCCGCAGGCGGAAGAGCAAGCGCUCUCCAUGGACUUCAAGACGCUGACCGAGGGGGACAGCCCCGGCUCCCAGUGAGGGCCGUUCAGUCCCCAUGGGGGGCCUGGCCGAGGUGACCCCCUGGGUCCUCUGGGGUUCUCCCGUCUCCUGCCCACCCCCCGAGUGGGGUGUGUGUGGAUGUCGCCGUCCACAUGACUGCUGAUUUCUGGGGUUCCGGCUUGUCCUCUGCUUCACUUCCUCCCUGCUGCCACAGACCGUCUGCUGGCCACCUGCUGGCCCUGUGUCCCGCUAACCCCGCAGAUGCUUUGGGAGCCCUCCUGGUCACAGAAGCACAGAUCUCUAAGGGAGGUGGAGGUAGAGAGAGGGUUUGCCUCCAGCCAGCAGACGCCUGGCCUUGGGCCACUGGUACCUAGGGACAGGCCUGGAGAUACUCUGUGUGACACGGAAUUCAAACCAGGAGUCCCUCAACUCCAAAUAACACGUGGUACAAAGGGGCCGGGGGCCAAGGGGUCCGAUGUGUAAAGUAUGUGGGUGAUCCCGGGAGGCCCCUCAGAUCGGUUGGGGAGGGCGGGCUGGCUGGGACCUCUGCAGUGUGCUGUGGCCCAA
Molecule: messenger RNA, 1521 nt
Organism: Tupaia belangeri chinensis (Chinese tree shrew)
Lineage: Eukaryota; Metazoa; Chordata; Mammalia; Scandentia; Tupaiidae
Gene: CYB561
Product: cytochrome b561
Exons: 6
Coding region: 235-993 (252 amino acids)
Cellular component (GO): lysosomal membrane
Molecular function (GO): oxidoreductase activity
Source: RefSeq, a predicted model, not a curated record